UGUCCCGCUUCGGCCCCUAGGGUUUCCCGCAGACUCUGGCUCUUCCUUCUUAUUCGGACUGCCUCUUCCUGGGCGCCUGCCGCCCACAUCUUUGCUCACCCGCAGGGGGAUGGGGCCUCCCCUUCGCCUGGGCUGGUCUUCCUUGACACCCCGAGGCUACUUGGUCCCGCCCUGACUGCCCACUCCACCUGGUGCUGCGGCCCCCCCUCCACCCCCCAGGAUGAAGGGCGGCCAGGGGGACGCAGGCGAACAGGCCCCGCUGAACCCGGAGGCCGAGUGCCCCGCGGGCUCGGCCACAUACCGAGAAUUCGUGCACCGCGGCUACUUGGACCUCAUGGGGGCCAGUGAGCACUCGCUGCGGGCGCUCAGCUGGCGCCGCCUCUACCUCAGCCGGGCCAAGCUCAAAGCCUCCAGCCGCACGUCUGCCCUGCUCUCGGGCUUCGCCAUGGUGGCCAUGGUGGAGGUACAACUGGAGAGCAACCAUGAAUACCCGCCAGGCCUGCUGGUGGCCUUUAGUGCCUGCACCACCGUACUAGUGGCUGUACACCUCUUUGCACUCAUGGUCUCCACGUGUCUGCUACCCCACAUUGAAGCUGUUAGCAACAUCCACAACCUUAACUCUGUCCACCAGUCUCCACACCAACGACUCCACCGCUAUGUGGAGCUGGCCUGGGGCUUCUCAACCGCCUUGGGCACCUUCCUCUUCCUUGCUGAAGUUGUUCUGGUUGGCUGGGUCAAAUUUGUGCCCAUUGGGGCCCCCUUGAGCACGGCAGCCCCCGUGGUACCUGCCUCCCAGGUACCUGGGACUCUGCCACCAGUGGCCACCUCCCUUAGUCCAGCUUCUAAGCCUCCUUCUGCUUCUGUAGCCCCGCCAGAGGCUAAGCCAUCUGAUGCCUGCCCACCCCAGCAAGCAUGUGGUGGUGGUGGGGUCCAUGGACCAGGUUGGCAAGCGGCCAUGGCCUCCACAGCAAUCAUGGUACCUGUAGGGCUUGUGUUUGUGGCCUUUGCCCUGCAUUUCUACCGUUCCUUGGUGGCACACAAGACAGACCGCCACAAGCAGGAGCUAGAGGAGCUGAGUCGCCUGCAGGGGGAGCUGCAGGCUGUGUAAGGUUGGUGUUAACCACUCUUACAAGCACUGCCUUCCUCAGGGGUCAGCCAGACGCCCCGCGUCUACAGACCACUCCUCCCUGACCCUGGAGGUACUUAGGUACAGACCAGAUUCCUGGUCUCAGGAUCCUUUGGGCUGGGACUUAGGGCAGCUCCCACAUUCCCAGGGCCUGUCCUGUGGAUUUUGUAAGUUCUACUCUACACCUGGGCUGGGAGGAGCAAGGGAGGAAGUGGAAGAUCCUCAGUCCAAGGUUCAUACAGUUGGUGGAAGGGAGGCAAGGCAGGGAGGCCCUGGUCAGAACUUUGGUGCUGCCCCUUAGCCACUGGCCCCUAACGGGUUGUGGAGAUCAGGUUAUACACCCACCCAGUUGCUCUAGAAGGCAGCCAACCCUUGUUUUAAUUCUGUAGAAUUUUAAAAAAUUGAUUUUAGAGAGAGAGGGAGAGAAAGAAACAUCAAUGUUAGAAAAACAUCAACUGGCUGCCUCCCUCCUGUACACACCCUGACUAGGGAUAGAACCUGCAGCCUAGGUAUGUGCCCUGGCUGGGAAUUGAAUCCCAACCCACAACCCUUUGGUGUACGGACGACACUCCAAUCAACUGAGCCAGGGUUUGUAGAAUCUAUUUUAUAGUUGGCAUUUAUUGGGAAGCUUCUCCUCAUUUCCAGAUUUCCAUGGGUUUCACAUUCUUGUUUUAGUUGCUAUAGAGAGAGAUUUGGGUGUUUCUGCCCCAGGCAUAGGUCUAGCCUUUCCUAGAAGGAGCCUCCGUAUUUUUGGAGGUUCAAGUGCCAGUUCAGCUUCCUUAGACCCACACUUAAUGCUUCUAUAUCUGAUUCUCAGUCUUCUGUGCCAGGGUUGGGGGAGUCUUUGGAGUCUGAGGGCCUGUGCGCCCAGCUUGACACUUGGCAAGGGUUGGGAUGAGGAGGUUUGAAGGGAGAAGGUCCAGUUUCUAACCCUUGCAAUACAGAGCUGUUCUGCCACUGAAUUUUUGAUGCACCUUGUUUUGUGUAAUAAA
Molecule: messenger RNA, 2118 nt
Organism: Pteronotus mesoamericanus
Lineage: Eukaryota; Metazoa; Chordata; Mammalia; Chiroptera; Mormoopidae
Gene: ORAI3
Product: ORAI calcium release-activated calcium modulator 3
Exons: 2
Coding region: 221-1108 (295 amino acids)
Biological process (GO): store-operated calcium entry
Cellular component (GO): membrane
Molecular function (GO): store-operated calcium channel activity
Source: RefSeq, a predicted model, not a curated record